Molecule: messenger RNA, 1236 nt
Organism: Nymphaea colorata (pocket water lily)
Lineage: Eukaryota; Viridiplantae; Streptophyta; Magnoliopsida; Nymphaeales; Nymphaeaceae
Product: LRR receptor-like serine/threonine-protein kinase GSO1
Exons: 2
Coding region: 1-1236 (411 amino acids)
Molecular function (GO): protein binding
Source: RefSeq, a predicted model, not a curated record
AUGGAAAAGCUACAGGAAUUAACUCUUUCUGGCAAUGCCUUAGAACGUUCAAUUCCAAACUCACUUUACCAAUUGGUCCACAUGGGUAAUCUUUAUUUGGACAAUAAUGCACUAAGUGGGCCAAUCUCAACCUCUAUAAACAAUCUGACGAAUCUACAGAUGUUGUACUUAAAUUCAAACAGUUUCUCAUCAGCACUUCCUCCUGCCCUUUGUGAGUUGAAGGAUUUGAUAUGGCUUUACUUGCAAGACAACUCUUUCACUGUUCUCCUGCCUUUAGAUGUGGGAAAUUUGGUUGCAGUGGACAAAAUGGAUAUCUCUGUAAACCAGUUGAGCGGAGAGCUGCCUGUGUCCUUAUCAGAGCUCCAAAGUCUAGAGUAUUUGAAUCUCUCCAAAAAUUCAGUUAAUGGCAACAUUCACGGAAACAUUGAUGUUAUGGUAAAUAUUAAAAUUAUUGACCUUUCCUACAAUAACCUUUGCGGUGGGAUUCCAAAAUCAUUGGAAAAUCUUCAACAACCCCAAGUCUUGGAUUUAUCCUUCAACCGAUUGGAACGAGCGAUUGCAAGUGGUGGAAAUUUCACAAACCUUUCCAUAGAUUCAUUUGUAGGAAAUUAUGCACUAUGUGGAGCACCCAAGUUCCAUGUGCCAGUAUGUUCAGAUGGAGUGAAGAAGCACAACAUUGUCAACAUGAUCAAAGUUGAUAUUUUUUUAGCAAGUGGGGGCUUUAUGCUUCUACUGAUUGUAUGGAUACUCAUUUUUGUUGAAAAAUAUAGAAAGAGCGGGUUGGAGAGACAUUAUCAUGAGGUUGAAAGAUUUCAUGGAAUUGUCCUCCCAGUGAUCACUUACAGAAUGUUUUCUCAAGCGACAAUCAACUUCAGCGAUGCAAAUUUUAUGGGCACUGGAAGCUUUGGUUCAGUAAGAAAGCCUACUGAUGAAAGUUUUAAUGGGGACUUUACUUUGAGGCAGUGGGUGGCUGAAGUGUUUCCGCUUCCAAUUUCAGAUGUCAUCAAUGGUCAUCUUCUGAAGCAAAAUAGCAGUGAAACAGUUUCAGAUCAUGCUGCCGAAGGACAUCUUCUGAAGCAAAAUAACAGUGGAACUGUUCUAAAUGAGCUGCUUGUCAUGAUCAUGGAGACGGGGUUGUCAUGUUCAAGGAAAGCACCAACUGAGAGAAUGGGCAUGAAGGCGGUGGUCGCUAGGCUUAAAACGAUACAACGGAAGGCUUCCCCUUUGAAAGAAUGA